AGCCAGUUGCGCCUUUCUCUUUGAAACUACAGCGUAGCAUGUCGUAGUUUGUGACACACCUUGUAGGGUUCAAAUUUGAACUCUUUUUCACCAAGAGUCGAACUCGGAGCAGAAUCUGGCUUGAAUAAAAAAGAGGUUUGUAUCAUUCAUCGUGAUUCGAGUACUUCUGAGACUAGUACCUAAACUGAUUCUGUCUGGACCACGACCCAUACUCUUUCGGCACACAGAGGUGGCGUCGAAGCAUAACGGAAACGGAAAGGCCUCGUCACGAAGCCUUGUGCGUCGAAAGAUCUUCUUUUCCAGACUGGGUUGACAAGAGGAUUUGAUAAACGAUCGCGCGGGAACGAAAUGAGGCAGUCUGGUGGCAGGGUUGCUGGCCGGAGUGCGGUUCGGGCAGUAUCGGCGUUUACGGGACGUCGCCUUUUUUCCGUCUGGCUCGCUACGAAAAAGAUUGAGACUUAUGUUUUCUAUACCCGUAGCGUGUGAGAUGCAUACACAUACACUCAAAUUUGUAUUUGCUUUUGCAACAUCCGCAAUUUCCAGAAGUAAAGACGCGGUUUUCUAUUGCCAUGAUUCGAGCACUGUGCUUUUGCGCCCUCGGUGCUGGAGUAAGCAGUGCAACGAAAGCAAGCAAUCGCUGUACCCCAAUCGGCCGAGGAUGAAAAAUUUUAAUCCGCUUGUAUUUGGCAUGCGGUUCUUGUGUGGUGGGGACCCUCUCGAAGAUGUAUGAUUUUCUUCUUUCGAUAGCGAGAUGUGCCGCUUUACUUGGUUUCUUCGGGAUUGAGCCUGUUCUGGGCGCGAAAAGGGACAUGGUGUGGGCGUGGAUUGAGGGCUACGUGAACACGAAGAUUCGAGAAGACGAAGACCCAGGCUUUCGUGCGUGGGCAACUGAUGACGGCAAUCUCUUCAUCGUGUUCCUGCCGCCGCUAUUGAUCCUGGACAAUUAUUUUUCGCUGCCGCCCGGACACUACUACAAGGGGGUCGAGCUCGUACUUUUUUUUUGUAAUCUUCUCAAUCUAAUUCCGAUUGCGAUUUCGAGUUCCUGUUUUUCAAUAUGAAGGCAGCGACAUCAACUAUGCUUCCUGGUGCUCUGGUGAUGAUCGAUCUGAUAUUUUUUGGUGCGCAGGUGGUAAGCAGACGCUCCAAGUAUGAUUUUAUCCCAAGGCGGGUAAAGUUCUCGGCAAAACGAUCUACAAACCACCCGACAGGCGUUCAAGAUAUCUAUUCCGGACGACUUCCGUGUUCCCGAGGGUUGGAGUAUCCUCUCCGACAAGGACGAGAGGAGAGUACGUUUUUCCGGUCAGCCGCACGCCAUGGCGCAGUAUCCCAUUUACCACCCGCACAUGUCUUCCAUCAGUACUAACUCAUUUAUGGUUUUUUUCCGUUUGCUUUCCUUCUCGCAUUUGCAUAAUUUGUAUGAGUAUCGAUAGCGGAAUCGUCCGUGACUUUUUCCAGAGGCUACUCAUAACCGGCACACUUCUUUCGAGUGUAGAAAACUCGUGUCCACUAGGGCUGAUUGAGUGGUGGGCGAGCUGAACUCUACGCAGUAAGUGUCAACAUUUAAUUUUGGUUACAGGUGGAAAUGCCUGCUUCACUAUGGGCUCGUGGGGGGAGCAGGCGUACACCCUUAGCGCGUGGAUUAUGGCUUUCUGGGAGGGCUUCGUUAUCGACCCGGACGGCUGCGACCAAACAGGCUCGAUGUACAACGACGAGGCGAAAAAAUUGUGGAAGGAGGACCGCAACAAGUACUGGGAUAAGGUUUGGGAAAAAGUAUCCACAUGAAGAGCAGACCCCCCAGCGCUACUUUUCCUAAGGAAAUUAUUUCUGUAACUGACCCGAGGGAGAGUGAUUUGAUGAAAGGAGUCCGCCCAGAUGAAGCACUCCUGUACUUGUGUAAUCGACACGUCGGCAUGCUUCGUCUGUAACUGUAUAUGAUUUUCUUUUUGAUGCGCAGCAUCGUCUAGCGCCAUAAACUGAUCUUUACAUGUCUUGGCAUGCCCUAUCUGUUGCCAGAAAGGUACGGAAAAGGACUACUUGUGAUCUGGGGCUCGGGGUGGCUCACUCAUGGUCAUAGCAGUCGCGCGCGCAUAAUUACGGCCGCAGCACGGAUGAUGGUGGCUAUCCGUGGGUCGAGGAUCCCCGUAGCAGCAGCUCCAUCGCUGAAUUUCGAAGCUACCUCAAGGUGCCUGGUUACUGAUAUAACACUUUGAAGUGGCGCUGUCAGGCAGGUUCUCGGGCCGAGAGAAGGGAUCGACCGUGUUCGUGCGGCUCUGCUGCAUGCACGCGCAGUUCAGGAAAAUUUCAUGUGGGAGCGCAUCUGCCCGUGGUUCAGGAACUGCACCUGCGAUUUUUGCCGCUGUUGCGGCGAUUCUUGCCGCUGUUGCGGACCGCUAAGCCGCUGGAAAAGUUGCUCCGAAGAAGAAUUCUGUUGCGACUGAUCUUUGGGACCAGGAGACCAGGUUGAAUCUAGUGAUCGAAUUUUAACGGCGACCUCAGUGCUGGCGUCCUCCAUCCGAAUCAAUCUGAGCACCUGGCGCAGUGCUCUGGUCCACCUACUCUUCUAGCAUGCCCGCGGGUAGGAAAGGCCGAACCUGCAGCACGAUGUGCAAUGGAAUUGUUAAUUUGAACCCGGGGGUUCGAAGAGUCUAGCACCUGAUCCAGAGUGGAAAAAACUGUACCGAUGUUUAGAUAUGUUUUUGUACUUCAAGCUAUUUUCGAUACUUCGAAUCAUAUGAUCGCGUGACAAGAAGCAUGGGACCGUGCGCGUAUUCUAGUAUAGCUGUGGUUCUGGUAAAGCCAACGAGUCAACAUGUGAUAAGCAUGUACGUUGCUAGGUGAUAGGUAGCACAAGCGCCGCUCCACCACUUUCGAUGAAUACUAGAACUCGCACUAUCUUUCUGAUGCGUUUCUUGUCAGGAUCAUGCAAGGAAGAUCCUCCACGAACCACGAGGAGGACGACUGAACAUCUGGGCACUCGCGAACAAGUACAUUUUGACGCAGAAGAUCAUCGCAAUGGUCCCCUUGGUAGUCGAGGCCACAUUAGAAGAUCUGCUCGUCUGCCCGACACGCUAUGUGAUCAUUGAUCGUUUUGGUCUUCUUACCAAGGAUCAACGUACUUAGGUUGCUGAACAUGCG
Amoebophrya sp. A120 is the source of this 3135-nucleotide messenger RNA. The record is from the annotation of a GenBank genome assembly. Lineage: Eukaryota; Dinophyceae; Syndiniales; Amoebophryaceae.